Messenger RNA from Alternaria postmessia, 936 nucleotides. RefSeq lists its product as uncharacterized. The record is from RefSeq and is a predicted model, not a curated record. NCBI's taxonomy places the organism in Eukaryota, Fungi, Ascomycota, Dothideomycetes, Pleosporales, Pleosporaceae. The coding region runs from base 1 to 936 and encodes 311 amino acids. The transcript is spliced from 2 exons.
AUGGAUUCCGCUCCCGACAACCCAAAUUCAAUGCCUGCAGCAACCAGUGGCUCUCGCUCCAAACUUCUUUCAACAGGCCUCAAGGACUUUCUUAGCAAACCCGCUCUCAAGCAUCCACAAAAGGCAUUCACCGUACAACUUUGGAACGCGGAACAAAAGGCCAACCCUACUGGCAACAAUCCACCUCCACGACUAGCAGCCGGACAGCAAAGAGCAGAAAUGUCGACUUCAGCCAGCGGACAGGCGACGGGGGAUAUCGUGAGUAGCGCGAACUCGGGAUUUCCGAAGACGAGCGAUGCGCCAGGCGAGCAGUUUGAGCCCAGGCAAACGGCUACAAGUGAGGACUAUGAGCCAGAUCCGAGCAAGAGCAUCAAAUUGAGCCCACAAAGGCAAGCAUUAGUCGACGAUAUCAUCGCCCUGUACUCCUGUCAGCCCACUAUUCAACGAGUAAAACGUUAUACACCAGACUGUGUCUACGAUGACCAGUUCGUCUACGCAAACGACCGCUACAAAAUGGCCGGUCAAUGGUUCGCCCUUCCCAAACUCUUCAACGCUUCAAUCAAUGAAUCUUACCAAGUAAUCCGUUCCGACGACGAUAUCAUCCAGUUCAAAAACAAGCAGUCCUGGACCUUCCGUCUGAUUCCCAAGACAGCUACCAUUACCGGUUUGGUAACGCUUAGUCUGGAUCCUGCGACCAAGGACAGCCAAUUUAUGCAGAUCAAGUAUCACAAAGACCAGGCAAACGACAAAGAUUACAGUCAUGAAGGAGUGGGUUUCAGUUUCAAGAAGUGGCAGGCGGACAACGUGGUAAAGCACAUGGACACGCCCGAGCUCAAAGAAUUCGAGCAAGAUAAGGGCGCCAACAAGGAACAUGUUCGAAAGUAUGGAAGUGGAAAGGAAGAAGGUAAUGCACCAAAGAAGGAUUUUACGAACUAG